Cryptotermes secundus is the source of this 1830-nucleotide messenger RNA. RefSeq names its product pro-resilin. The record is from RefSeq and is a predicted model, not a curated record. Gene Ontology annotation, cellular component: extracellular matrix. The annotation marks the transcript as partial. The transcript is spliced from 4 exons. Lineage: Eukaryota; Metazoa; Arthropoda; Insecta; Blattodea; Kalotermitidae.
AAACAGUAUUCUGAUAGACGCGAGAAGAAACGUGUUGCGUGUUGGUUGUGUUUCGCGUUAGUAUUUUCCAUUUCUAUUUUACGUAUCUGUCGAAAAAACAAAUCAUGUAGUGGUAACAAAUUAGUACUUGUUCAGCUGUGUCUGGCACACUGCAACAGCGGAAAGAAUCAUCACGCCACUGAAGACCUCUACAGCCUAGCUAUUAACCGUGGCUUCAACGAUGUAUGCUUGGUGGCUGGGAGAACGUAUGAGAUUCUACUGAUAUUCUGUGCUGCGUCGCUAGCAAGCGCUUUUGCUGAGCCCCCAGUGGGACGCCUGUAUCUGCCUCCAGGCCAACAGCCUUCUAGCCUAACGUCGUCAGGCAGAUUUGGAGGGGCUCGAAGUCUUUCGUCACAAUAUGGUGCUCCUGUCUCCGGACGAUUUGGUGGAGCUGGAGGUCUUUCGACACGAUAUGGUGCUCCUGCCUCCGGACGAUUUGCUGGAGCUGAAGGCCUUUCGACACAGUAUGGUGCUCCUGCCUCCGGACGAUUUGGCGGAGCUGGAGGUCUUUCGACACAGUAUGGUGCUCCUGCCUCCGGACGAUUUGGUGGAGCUGGAGGUGUUUCGACACAGUAUGGUGCUCCUGCCUCCGGACGAUUUGGCGGAGCUGGAGGUGUUUCGGCACAGUAUGGUGCUCCUGCUUCCGGACGAUUUGGCGGAGCUGGAGGUCUUUCGACGCAAUAUGGUGCUCCUGCCUCCGAAAGAUUUGGUGGAGCUCCAGGCCUUUCGGCACGGUAUGGUGUUCCCUCUACCGGCCGACUUGGAGGUGCUGCUGGUCUCUCUACACAGUAUGGUGCUUCUGAUCUUGGGGGAGUUGGUGGUCCUAGAGGUCUCUCUACGCAGUAUGGUGCUCCUGGAUUUGGCCGAGCUGGUGGUCCCAGGUCACAGUACGCCCCUAGUGGCGGAUACAACUAUGGUCGUGGAGGUUACAGUUCUGAGGACGAUGCUCUCUCUGAACCAGCCAACUACGAAUUUUCUUACGAAGUAGACGAUCUUGAGUCGGGCAGCGAGUUCGGUCACGAGGAGAACCGUCAGGAUGAGGACGCAAGGGGCUCGUACCACGUGCUGCUUCCAGAUGGUCGCCGUCAGAUCGUGGAGUAUCAGGCUGAUUUCGAGGGAUACAAGCCACAGAUCCGUUAUGAAGAAACUGGAGCCGAAGCCUACCAAACGUCCCGAGGAGCAGGAGGACCCUACUAAUUGCAGUGACAGAGAAAUCUGAGGCCCUAACAUGUCUCUGGAAAUAGAAACUGACGCUGAAUAAAUGGAAACGACUGGCUUAUGUUAUAGGACUUGAUUAUGAAGUGUGCACUGAAACCAGCUGUAUUUAUGUUCACUGUGUUGGCGUACCAGACGAAUGACUUACUCCCUUUCAAAUUCUACAGCCUACAUACUGUUCUAUAAUAGUUAUCUGCACAGGUUUAUAUACAUCUCUAGUUUCGUAGAAUCUAAAUUCCAUAAUAUAUAGUGAUGGCUUGUUGUGUCUUCAAUAUAACACGUAAAAUGUGUAAAAUCAAUCCGCGUGAUUCACCCAACAUCAAAGUGAACCACACAAAUCUUACUCUUCUGACUUCCCUUUGCAGUGAAUAAACAAGAAGGUUGUUUCAAGACAGUUAACUGUGAUGUACACAUAAGCGGAUGGAGGGAUGCUAUUAUAACAUAGUCUUCUCUCGCGGAUUGAUCCGGCGAUUAUGUUGCUAAUACAUGUUUAUUGAAGGUUAUCUACUUUGUACAUAAUUUUAUAAAAAGUGUAUAAUUAUUUUAUAGUAUGCUUGCUUUGGGUGAUUAUGACGU